Fomitopsis serialis is the source of this 1221-nucleotide messenger RNA. Its product is annotated as cytochrome P450. Gene Ontology annotation, molecular function: oxidoreductase activity, acting on paired donors, with incorporation or reduction of molecular oxygen; heme binding; iron ion binding. The transcript is spliced from 11 exons. The coding region runs from base 1 to 1221 and encodes 406 amino acids. The record is from RefSeq and is a predicted model, not a curated record. NCBI's taxonomy places the organism in Eukaryota, Fungi, Basidiomycota, Agaricomycetes, Polyporales, Fomitopsidaceae.
AUGCCCUACGCGGACCGCUGGCGGCGCCAUCGCCGCUGGUUCCAGAACACCCUCCUCGCGCGGAACGCGCUCAACGCGUACGAGCCGCUGCAGCGCGACGAGCUGCAGAAGCUCCUGCGCGACCUCCUGCGCGACCCCGGGGAAGCCCUAGCGCAUCUGAAGCGGUACGCUGCGGCGCUGAUGCUCGGCGUCGCCUAUGGCUACUCGCCCUCCACCAUGGACGACGAAUUCGUCAGGAUGACCGAAGAGGCCAUGCACCUCGCCCUCGACGGCGGCGGGCCGGGCUCCGCUCUCGUCGACUUCUUCCCCGCUCGUAAGUCCCCGCAUAUACCUCCCACCCUGCUGGUGUCCUCGGUUCUCAGACGAGACGUCGUGUGCGGAGAGCUGAGCGGCGGCGUGUUGGUCUUGCGUAGUGCGGGGUACAAGGAGAUGCACCGCAUCCCGCUCGAGCGGGCGGCGGGGACGGCCAGGCCGUGUGUCGCGACGGCGUUGCUGGAGGAGGCGGCGAGGGACGGAAUUGUGGAGAAAGCCGACGAAGACGAGAUCUCGAGCGCGUUGGGAGUCAUGUACGUUGCGGGGACAGAUACUACGUCCGCAGUCCUCGUCGCGUUCGUGCUCGCGAUGGUCUUGCAUCCCGACGUGUUACGGAAGGCGCAAGCAGAAGUCGACAGCGUCGUCGGCGACGGCCGCCUUCCGGAGCCUGACGACCGCGCGGCGCUCCCGUACCUGGAGGCGGUCCUGAAGGAAGUGUAUCGGUGGCUCGCACCCGCACCCCUUGGUACACCCCAUGAACUGACUGAGCACGACGAGUACGCUGGGUUCCAUAUGCCGAAGGGAGCCCUUAUCGUUACUAAUAUCUGGGCCAUGUCGCGCGACGAGCAAUAUUUCACCGACCCGGACAGAUUCGACCCGGAGAGGUUCCUAGACGUGGGCGCGGAUGCAGGAGAGGCGAUGGACCCGCGAAAGUUUGUGUUCGGCUUCGGCAGACGUAUAUGCCCUGGCCGAGUGCUAGCCGAUCAGAGCAUCUUCAUCGUGGCAGCCACUCUCGUCGCUGCUUUCGAUAUCCGGCCAGCGAGGACACCGGAUGGUAACGAGAUACCCCUAAAGUCGCGUUCACGUCUGGAACAACAUCCAAAGCCAUUCGUGUGCGAUAUCUCGCCUAGAUCAGGGAAGGCGGACCUGAUUCUGGGUACGGCAAAUGGAAACGGGGUCAAGUACUAG